Iphiclides podalirius (scarce swallowtail) is the source of this 336-nucleotide messenger RNA. The record is from the annotation of a GenBank genome assembly. NCBI's taxonomy places the organism in Eukaryota, Metazoa, Arthropoda, Insecta, Lepidoptera, Papilionidae.
AUGACAGGUCUUCUCACUUUAAACAGAAGCUUAACCAGGCUGGACAUCGCGGCAAAUAAUCUAUCUGGCGAAGCCGAAACAACACUGUUGAGCGCAUUAGAGCGAAAUAAAAAAAUAAAAAAUAUUGAUUUGCGCAGAACACAUAUAUCAGAAGAAACCCUGGCAAAAGUUAAUGAAUUUCUAGAGCGUAACAGAACCCUUAUGGGACAAGAAAUAGAAUCAUAUGAAGAAAUACCACCUCUAUAUCUUAACGAACCAGAGUACCUCAUAUGGGACUAUAAUCCCAAUAACCCCGACCACAUACCUGGCCGAUAUCCAGACAGGGUACCUGAAGUU